This is a messenger RNA of Laccaria bicolor S238N-H82, 1461 nucleotides long. RefSeq lists its product as uncharacterized. The record is from RefSeq and is a predicted model, not a curated record. The coding region runs from base 1 to 1461 and encodes 486 amino acids. Lineage: Eukaryota; Fungi; Basidiomycota; Agaricomycetes; Agaricales; Hydnangiaceae. The transcript is spliced from 9 exons.
AUGGGUAUCGGAUCAGCGGUGAAGAACAUGUUAUCAGGCGACGAAAUCAAUCACAACCCCAAUUCCGCCGUGGCGGGCGACUCGACGAUGCCUGAGACAGUAGGCACCACCGGCGGUACGACUGCAACCUCAACUAUUAACAAACUCCCAUCUGGUUCUGGGCCUGGGACUACUGGCAGAACAUCGCUCGAUAACCCCACUACAAGGACUUCUAUGGCUGCUAUGCCGAGCGAAAUGCAUCAUCAGGCUGGUACCCACCCAACCUCACCGUCUACGGGGGACUAUUCUACCCAUCCCAGCGGCAACCCAGGGACAAAGUCCGGUGCAGCAGCAGCAGCGUCACCAUUUGCUGUAGGCGCUGGGUUGACGGGUACCGCGGGCACCACCAAAAAGCGUGGAAACGGUCUAUUUGGCGUUCGUUCCAGCAAAGAAGUUCCAAGGACUACCCCGAGUGCAACCACCGAUGUUGUGGAUGGACGGCCUGAGGGUGCUGUGGGUACGGGCGGAGUUGCUCCGGCUCAGAGGGGUGAUGUGUAUGAUUCCGAGGGGACUCAUCGUCGAGGACUUUUUGGAACUGGAACUGGAACUACGGCUGGGACGGGCACUGGUGCUUUAAAGCAUCAUCUUCAUUCGGCGGGUACUACUACUACUGCUGUUCAUGAACCUCAUCAUCCGGCCAUGGGGCGCAUUGUUGAUUUGCCGCAGGAUGCGAAAGAUAUUGAACACAUUACGGAUGAGCUGAAUCCUGUUACUCAUGAAGUCGUGCGUACUAUUGAGACGGAAGAGGUUUCUCGUGUUCAAGAGCACGAGCGUCAUAUUCAUCAUAUUCAACACCAUAUGCAACCCCUCAUCGCAAGAGAGGAGUUGCCAGAAGAACACACGGAUCACCGUUAUCCUCCUACUCAAAUUCGCGAGGUCGUCGCCAACAACGUAGAGGACACCGCGUUACUUGAUGGUUUACUUCGCCAGCAUCAGGAUACAUGUAAACACGCCGAAAAAGAGCGCAUUAUCGUCGAUAAAGGGACGGUUGUAAACGAACACAUUCAUCAUCACGUCCACCACAUCAUCCAACCCGUCAUCGAAAAAGAAACCAUCGAUAAACGACGCAUCCACGCCACGAUCCCCAUCCACACCGUCACCCACGAAGCUCCCGUCGUCCACCAAUCUCAAGUGCACGACCCCGUUCCCAUUGAGACGUUCGUAAAAAAAGCUCAUGGGGCAGUUCCGCAAAGUGCUAUCAAGAAGAAGGUUCUUCAUGGACAGAGUUCGCGUCAUGUUGAUGGAGUUGCUGAGGAGCUCGAGCGGGAUCUUCACCUUGGCAAGGACGCCCCUAUGCGUGAGGAGAAAGUCGGAGCAGGAGGAGGACAGUCAAAGUUGAGCCAGCGGCCGAUGAGUGGUGGUGGUGACACGUUCACGAAGUCUACGGCGGGGGCUCCGACGCUUGGUACUUCGAGGAAUUAG